Messenger RNA from Puccinia graminis f. sp. tritici CRL 75-36-700-3, 1278 nucleotides. RefSeq lists its product as uncharacterized. The transcript is spliced from 3 exons. The record is from RefSeq and is a predicted model, not a curated record. The coding region runs from base 1 to 1278 and encodes 425 amino acids. NCBI's taxonomy places the organism in Eukaryota, Fungi, Basidiomycota, Pucciniomycetes, Pucciniales, Pucciniaceae.
AUGGCAGUCUAUCGUGCCUACUUAGAUCUCAUCGGCUUGGUUCAUCGACCGGAGACACGGAUCGACAAGAUCGACGACUUCCUCAUCGGCCGGACGAACGCGCUGCCCUCAGCGGCCUCUGGAGAGAACGACGAAGACCCAGAGGAAGAGGAGGAGGAGAUCAAAGUCCUCGACCAGCUCAUCGACCAGCUCAUCAACUUCCCAUCCAACGGCCAUGGCGUACUCGAAGGAUUGCUUCCCAACCGCCCCUACAGCCUACUCACCCUCUUCGCCCUCCUCGGUGAUCGUCGGCUGAUCUAUAUUCUCUGCUCACUCGGCGUCAGUGUCACCGACUUCAACUGGACUCGGUACUUCAGCGCGCUCUCUGAGGAAGUUAAGUUGAUCCUCAGCUCGAUCAGAUCCAUGCAGAGAGUCAGGAGACCACUGCGAAUCCGUUUGAGUCAAACCCGUGAUAUCCAGCAGAGGAUACGAGAAGCCAAAGAGAGAAGAGAAGGUGAGGAGAGACAGAAUGCUCAGGCGGCCAAACGACCCCGGACAGACUCGCUUGAAGCAGACACGAGCCAUCAGACCAGGCCCCGCUCUGGCGAAUGGAUCGGAGGAUACUUUGUCGAAGAUUAUGAGGAAAAGGAGGAAGAUCGAGCCAGACCAUCACCCUUACCGACAACAAUCCAGCAAACGGGCACAAGACUGACAGAGAAUCGCCGGCAAGACAAACGAGCGAGACUGGCCAGUCUACAUGUGCUUCCAGCUAUGCGAGUCACAACUACACCCUCCCCACCACCACCACCCUCCCCACCAAUCCCUCUCUCCACUGCAACUCAGCUCCUUCCUCCUGAAACCCAAAACACUCCCUUCAUCUCUGUUUUGGUCUCAAAUUUACCCAUCGGGGCUAGCCCACAAAGUAUUUUAUUUUUCUUCCAGCAUGGUGCAGACAUUUUCAAGGCCGCAAGGACGCAAAACCAACGGAUAGAUGCGCUAGGCCGAAACCUGCACAAGUUCAAACCAAACACGAUCCAAGCGUACCAACAGAAGCCGAAUGGAGGAAAGGGGGGAGAGGGACAGCGAGGAUACGAAGUGCGAGGGGAGGACUUGAAGAUGGUGGAAGAGCCGACCGAUCGCCAGGCAGAGACUCGCUCAGUCAUUGUCCGCUUUGCCCGUCCAUCUGGCGACAAUCAACAAGCCCCUUGGGAAAUUUUCAUUCAAGAAUUCCACAACAAGAAGUUCUUCCGGUUUGACUCUCUCUGUCUCCCUCUCUCUUGCCGCCUCUUGUCUUCUUAA